This is a messenger RNA of Brachypodium distachyon (stiff brome), 1796 nucleotides long. RefSeq lists its product as uncharacterized. NCBI's taxonomy places the organism in Eukaryota, Viridiplantae, Streptophyta, Magnoliopsida, Poales, Poaceae. The record is from RefSeq and is a predicted model, not a curated record. Bases 269 to 1111 code for a protein of 280 amino acids. The transcript has 2 exons.
UGCUUAGCUCAGCUCUCCCCUCGUCGUCGUUCCAACCAAUAUAUAAACCAUCGACCACCCUAUGGAUCGAUCAACGUCGCAGCCAGUAGGAAUAUAGCUAGCAUAUCCUGUCGUUCUUCUCCUUCCACACCUAACGAACAAGCAAGCAAACAAAACAAACAGAGCGUUUACUUGUCAGGGUCUCGCUCGCCAAGUCCUCCAUCGACCUCCCUCUCCCUCUCACAUCUUCGCCGCCCUGAGCGCCCUCGUGCGGAUCCUCCUGAUUGAAAUGGCGUCCCCGUCGUCCGCCAAGACGACGACGUCCGCUCUGCCCAGGCUCCGGGACCUCAUCGAGCACGACGAAGACGAUGACUUCGUCGAGGAGGAGGAGGAAUACGACGACGAUGAGGACGACUGGGACAUGAGCAAGCGCAUGUCCCGCCUCACCGUGGAAGGCUCCGACGGCGGCGACGCCGACGACGAGGACGACGGAGGCGGCGACGACGAAGACGACGAGGCGCGCUCUGACGGCGUCGCCAACGACGGUAAUAAGUACGGGGUCAGCAGUCAACGGCCAUGGCACCCGUUCGAGGAGGAGCCGCUCCAGGCCCCGUCGUCGGCGUCGCUCCCGGGCACGCCAGAGCGAGCGGCGCACCAGUCCCCGUGGCCGCGCUACUCCUCCAAGGACUACGCGAGCGAGACGGAGGCCGCGGGGGCGCCGUGGUGGGCCGGCCCGGCCCACCACCACGACAAGCGGCGGCGGCAGCGGAUGAUGCGGGAGGUGUGGCUGGACCGCGCGUGGCAGCUGCGGAAGCAGCGGCGGCAGCUCAUGGCCGGCGACGAGCUCACCACGACGGUCGUGGUCGGCAAUUCCUCCCCUGCGCGGGGCGGCGUGGCCAUGGACCUGGAGGAGGUGCGCGCGUGCAAGGACCUCGGCUUCGACCUGCCCUGCGACUGGACGGUGGAGAUCCCCUGCGGCUACGUCGACACCGCCAGCAGCGGCGCCAACUCGCCGGCCUCCGGCAGCUGGCGCAUCUCCAGCCCCGGGGAUGACCCCAAGGACGUGAAGGCUAGGCUCAAGGUGUGGGCUCAGGCAGUGGCGCUGACAUCUGCCUCUCGGCUCGGCUCUUGAUCGAUCCAGGGAAGGCGAUGGCAUAUACUGUAUGAUCAGUUCCGGAGUACGGAUCACCACAAUUUUCCUUCCUUUCCUUUAAAUAACCUGGUCCCGGGGGUCAGAGAAAACAUUCAUACUGCCGUCGCGCGAAUGUCCAAAAACAAGCAUUAAUUAAUUGUGUUCAUAGUGUUAGCAUUCCAGAAAAGAAAAAAAAAUAUACACAUGGUUUGGUUGGAUAGCUGUAGCUGUGUAGGGUUGCAUGAGUCUGUGGUUUGGCCUUUUUUACAGGCUGCACGUGCCGUCCGGUGUGGCACGUGUGGCUGUUGUGUGGAUCGUUCGUUUUUUUUGCCGUGGCCGGCCCGGCCGACAAGGUGCGGGCCACCGGCGAUACGAAUGUGCGUUUGCCAGGCAUGAUUGCAAGAGUGCAGAUGAAGAAAACAAGAAGGAAAAAAAAACUGAGGUCGUCAUUCAUGGAGAGAAAAAAGAGGAAAUAUGUAAAGCAUCGUGCAAAAAGUUUCUAGAAGAAUGUCAUGGAACACCUGCAGUCAUGUAUGUCUACUAGUUUGUAUGUUUUUUCCCUUUCAAGCUCAUAUGUAUUAUGCCAGUUAGACGGACUAAGUUCUUGUUUUUUACAAAUGUAAAAUGCAGACUAAUAUUAACUUGUUUCCUGUCUACUAGAAUGAAAAAAACUGAUCAUUUCAAA